Lobosporangium transversale is the source of this 3299-nucleotide messenger RNA. RefSeq lists its product as hypothetical. The transcript has 2 exons. The record is from RefSeq and is a predicted model, not a curated record. NCBI's taxonomy places the organism in Eukaryota, Fungi, Mortierellomycota, Mortierellomycetes, Mortierellales, Mortierellaceae. The coding region runs from base 227 to 3124 and encodes 965 amino acids.
CUUUCUUCUUUGUCUUUGUUUCUUUUGCCGUUGCGCAUGUGCCCUCAUCCUCACGCACACAUUCACAGAAACACUCAUCUACCCUUCUUCAUUACUCUUUUUGUCAUCUUUAAACACUAUAAACGCCGGCCUGAAAUUCUUUGACUGCUCCCUUCCAAAAUUAAUAGAUUAAUCCUGCCUUAAGUUUAAUUAUCAUAUUUGGUGUUUGUACAGCUGUUACCAACCAAUGGCUCUGCAGACAGACAGCAGCCAAAGUAACGGCUUUGACAAUCCAUCUUCCACCGUCACGACUGUGACUCGCGAUCAUGAUCCUCCUUCUUCGGAUGACACACUCUCCUCUCCACCACCAGUUAAACUCAGAGCACAAAACACCUCCACUUCUCAUGAAACAAAAGCACAACCAUCAGGCUUCAGCCGUUCUGAGGGUGGUAUCCUGACCAGGACUGGCAACCGCAAGUCAAAAACAGGAGUAAUAUCGGUGACAGCAGCUAAAAGGAGUCCUAAUCACGCGUCUCUAGGGUCCCGUACCUUAUUACAGGUCAUGAGAAUGUCAAAUCGUAAACUAAAGAGCCAUUAUGUCUCGUCACGGUCGCUUUCAAUUCAUCGUCAAGUGCUCGUGAAGAAUUUCCUAUCUCUUUUGUACAACUUGAGUUCACAGGAAUGGUCCGACGAUAGUGACGAAGAGGAUGAUUCUUGGGAAGAGAGCUCGGGUGAUCAAGACCAAUCUCAUUGUUUAUCCAGUAUGAUGCUUGAAGAAGACCACCAGGAUAGACGGAAAGAGCAAACUGUUCAGAUGGCUCCUGAAGUAAGCAGUAAUGAAGAGAUUGAAGAUAUAAAUGAUACCGGGAAAAGUGUCAAGCUCAAGGAAACCGGGUUGAGACCAUGGAGCAGUGAGGAUAAACAAGCCGAGGACAGCGCAAACUCAGCGGUAUGGAAGGUUGCCUUUACAUUAGGAUUGACUCAACAGGGUGUAGAAAAAUCAACGGAUACGCCUUUGCCCGAGUCAACAGAUCAUAUACAGCUAUCAUCCGGCCCCACCGCAACACCAGUAUCGUCUCACUCUUUGAGUGUAUCUCGAGCGAAAUCCUCGACUACCGUUAUACCCCUAACAAAGCCAUCGUCACUAUCCACAACUCCACCGCCCAUUAGAGGACAUCCCCGACCGACUCAUAAAGGCAGAGAUCAGCAGCCGCGUCCAAGGUCGGCUGAAAUACCUCAGUCGCUGCAGACAUACCUCUCAAAUGUUUUUGACGUAGAUUGGACGGUGGCUCUUUCUGUCUCCGAAGAUUCCCUUUUUACACAUGCAGGAUCUUUGACAGCUAGACCUCGUUCUCUAGUUCUUUCUUCAACUUCACCAGGAGGAAGCUCAGCCCUUGGUGUCCCUACAAUGCCUCCUUCUCCGACCAAAAGAGGAUCAUCCUUGGCAUCUGUUUCAUUUAAUUCUCCUUCAUCCACUUCACUGUCAAAGGCUGAUGGAUCAAAUCGUAACGUACGUGCGCCAAUUAGAGUAGAAAUCCAACUUGCGAGUCAGCACCAGAAGCGCAUCAAAACAGCUGUACGGAUGGCAUCAACUUUACCUGAAAAGGAUACUGUAAAAGAGCCCACCAAUUCGGCAGUAACUUCGAAAGCAUCUCUCUCAAAAGAGCCAAACAAAGUCAAUCUUAGCCGCAGUGGAAAUAAUAGCAGUGGAAACGGAGGGACGAAUAUGCCUGCAAAAAAUACUCAUAGCACGGCAAGAGAGACGCCUUUGAAGCAAUCUCCGAUCCAAAGUAAUAACCGAAAAUCAACGCUUGCCCCUGGUCGACAAUCAUCCCUGCAGCAUACUGGCAGCCAGCUGCUAAAGACUAGGAUUCUUGGAAAAUCCAAUAUUCGAGAACUUCAAAAUGUCGACCCCAAUAAUAAGCGCCAAGAGAAUAGGAUACCUCAAGAGCCCGACAAGACGCAAGGAUGCCAGAUCAAGACACCAAACAGGACUAUUACUGCAGCAAGAAAGAAAGCUGAUCCCAAUGCGCGUAAUGAUCGGUCAGCUAAUCCUAUUCAUACCCCGAAGGUUCUGUCUUCAUUAGCAUCUACACCAUUUUUCUCGCGACGAACUAGUUCCCUAUUUAUUGCCAAUGGAGCUGCUAAUGACCAGCCGAUUGUUCAUCGGAGCAGUAAAGGCCCUACGACGCAUGAAAUGCUGUCAACGCCACCAAUAGUAAUGAAUAACCCAUCGCAUGGACCUCAAAGUCCAUCGAGUACCCAUUCUAUGACCACUAUCAGCAAUGCAAAUAGUCAGCGGGCACAAGAUGGAUCACGUUCAUCGUUUCUCAACGGUAGAACCAUCAAUGGCUCUCCAUCAUCACCAUCGUUAUUGCAGUCAAAUAAACCCUCCGGAAAGAAGACAGAGCCGUCCACUAAAUCGUCGUCUGGGUCCCCACUUCUUCCGCCAUUUUUGUCAAACAUUCUAUCAAGCCAACAGAACCCUACAUCUACACCGCUUCAAAAGCCUCAGUUACAGCCACAGCGGCAACAGGCACAUGCACGCUCUGCUUCGUCCGCGCUCAGGGCUAGGUCACCAUCAAUUCACCAGUCUCGUAUUGAAAGUAGCGGAAUGGUGAGUGCUAGCCGGAGUAGUGGGAUGUUAAAGUUCAGUACCAAUGAUCUAACUCAGCGAAGUUUGCAAUCGCUGACCACUCCUCAGCUGCAGCACCGGUCGUCCAGGACAGAAUCUCAUCCUUAUUAUAACCAUCCACAGAAGCAAAAGCAUGAACAAAAACAGCAACAGGAACAGGAGCAACGCUCCCCCAUACUGGCAAAACACACUGGCUAUUUUGGGAAACCAGACCAUACUUUGGCAAUGCAGCUACGCGCGAUCCCCGAAAAUCAUAAUGGUUAUAGUGGUACCAAUGGGACUCAUGGGAGCAUCAAUGAUUCACACCCUUCAAAACCGACACCAAAAACAAAUAUGCAUGCUUUAGACAGUUAUCCUUCAGUACUUUGCGAUGGCAAUAUAAGGAAUGGAAGGAACAGCCCUAAUCACAACCGGCAUGAGGCUAGUGGUCAUAGUACGAAUAAUAGUAACCGCUGGUCAAGUGUCAAGUCCAUGUUAGGGCUUCGAGCUCGUUCGAAUGUAGGAAAAUGAUACCAGUUGAGAGGAGAGAGAGAGAAAAAAAACUAUAAUUUAUAAUCAGCUCAUCAUCUACAUUAAGAAACAGUUUACUUAUUUUUAUGUAAUGUUGAAGGUAAAUAGGAAUGGUGUAUAAAGGUUCUUUUCGUAUCUAUCAUUCCUUUCAUAUUUUAAUAAAUAAAGACUACAU